CCUGCAGCUGCGUCUUGCAUUGACGUCACCAGGGAGCAAAGUGGGUAAGAGGGGCUCCACCGUGAAACACCUUGUGCGCGCGUGCCCGCCAAGUACGUGAUUGUUGGUGUGUGAAAAGGUGUGAAAUAAACACAGCUCUAACACAAGUCAGUGAGCUGACAGGUUUUGGACAUUUGGGACACGUAGCGCGCGCGUCAUUAUUGCGACUAAAAGACGCUUCCCGGACUAAAUUGUCAACGAGAGACUUGUCCACUCGCUGCCGCAGACACGGACACCUCACCCAGCCACCGACAACCCGCUGCUCUCGUCUAUACGUGAAAAGAUGGUGCCGUUCUUUCUUCUUUUCUUCUUUGCUGUGUUGCCCUUACUCAGCAUAUCUGCGCACAAUACCUCUGCUGGUUGUGCUAUCAUCCGUCCUCCCAGAGAUGGUGGGAUAAGGUACAGAGGCCUUACCCAGGAGCAGAUCCGUAGUGUGCAGGCUCUCCCGGUUGACUAUGAGAUUGAGUACAUCUGCAGGGGAAACCGUGUGAUUGUGGGACCCAAGGUCAGGAAAUGUUUGCCCAAUAACACUUGGACUGACCUGACCCAACAAAGUAGAUGCUUGUUGUUAUGUCAUCGGAUGUGGACAUCUUUGGAAAAUGGUCAAGUGGCUUCUUGGCCCACGGGGCCCUCAGUGGAGGGGACCGUGCUGCGCUAUAGCUGCCUCCCUGGCUUCGUCUUGAUGGGCCGAAACUCAACACAGUGCAAUAAGUUGGGCAAGUGGGAUACGCCCAAACCAGUGUGCCACUAUGAUCGGAAUUUCAAAGCUCUAGGCAAGAAGAAGCUCUACAUUGGCGCUCUCUUUCCCAUGAGUGGAGGCUGGCCUGGAGGACAAGCCUGCCUCCCUGCCGCUAAGAUGGCCCUGGCUGUGGUGAAUAAAAGGACCGAUAUACUGCCAGACUAUGAACUGGAGCUCAUUCAUUAUGACAGUAUGUGUGAUCCCGGAGAAGCCACCAAGUUGCUUUAUGACCUUCUGUACACCGAACCCAUCAAAAUUGUUCUGAUGCCAGGUUGCAGUUCCGUGUCAACAUUGGUGGCAGAGGCAGCUCGCAUGUGGAACCUCAUAGUGCUGUCCUACGGGUCCAGUUCCCCAGCUCUGUCCAAUCGCCAACGCUUUCCCACUUUCUUUCGCACUCACCCAUCUGCUACGCUGCACAACCCCACUCGAGUGCAACUAUUCCAAAAGUGGAAAUGGACCAAGAUUGCAACCAUUCAGCAGACAACGGAAGUUUUUACAUCGACACUGGAUGAUCUAGAAGAGAGGGUGAAGGAAGCUGGGAUUGAAAUCAGCGUUCGCCAAAGCUUCCUGACUGACCCUGCUGUGGCGGUAAAAAACCUCAAGCGUCAAGAUGCCCGAAUCAUUGUUGGCCUCUUCUAUGAGACUGAAGCCAGGAAGGUCUUUUGUGAGGUCUACAAGGAAAAGCUGUAUGGAAAAAAAUAUGUGUGGUUCCUCAUUGGCUGGUACGCAGACAACUGGUUUAAAAUUCAAGACCCUUCCAUCAACUGUACAGUGGAGCAAAUGACAGAAGCUGUGGAAGGUCAUGUGACCACUGAGAUCGUCAUGCUCAAUCCAGAAACUGUGCGAGGAGCUUCCAACCUGACCUCCCAGGACUUUAUGGACCAGCUGAUGUCAAAACUCGGGGGUAAAAACGCAGAAGACACAGGAGGUUUUCAAGAAGCCCCUCUAGCCUACGACGCUGUGUGGGCUCUCGCUCUCGCUCUCAACAAGACUGUGGGACCUCUGAAGGCCAAAGGUCACCGUCUGGAAGAUUUCAAUUACAACAACAGAGAUAUCACCGCUGAAAUCUACAGAGCCCUCAACACCAGCUCCUUUGAAGGAGUUUCAGGUCAUGUAAUAUUUGAUGCUCAAGGUUCUCGGAUGGCCUGGACUCUAAUUGAACAGCUUCAAGGGGGAAGCUAUAAGAAGAUUGGAUACUACGACAGCAGUAAAGGCAAUCUGUCCUGGUACGAGAAUGACAAAUGGAUUGGCUCUGGACCCCCUGCAGACCAAACAAUGGUCAUCGAGGAGUUCCGCUAUCUGUCACAGAAGCUAUUUGUCUCCAUGUCUGUGUUUGCUGGUUUGGGAAUCUUGCUGGGCGUCAUCUGCCUCACCUUCAACAUCUACAACAGCAGUGUCAGGUAUAUUCAGAACUCCCAGCCCUACCUGAACAACAUGACAGCCGUGGGCUGCAUGAUGUCUCUCGCUGCUGUCUUCCCUCUGGGCAUCGAUGGCCAUCAUGUCCACAGGAAACAUUUCCCUGUCGUCUGCCAGUUCCGCUUGUGGCUGCUGGGUCUGGGUUUCAGCCUUGCGUACGGCAGCAUGUUUACCAAGAUCUGGUGGGUCCAUACCCUCUUCACCAAGAAGGAUGAGAAGAAGGAUAAGAAAAAGCACCUGGCGCCCUGGAAGCUCUGUGCGACUGUUGGCGUCCUGCUUGGCAUCGAUUUCUUGUCUCUCAUCAUCUGGCAGAUUGUGGAUCCUUUGCAUAUCACUGUGGAGAAAUUCACCCGAGAAGCCCCAAAAGGAGACCAGGAUGUUUUGAUCCAACCAUUAUUGGAGCACUGCAGCUCUGAAAAGAUGAACACCUGGCUGGGUGUGGUGUACGGGUAUAAAGGCUUGCUGCUGCUGCUUGGCAUCUUCCUGGCUUACGAGACAAAGUCAAUAUCCACGGAGAAAAUCAAUGACCACCGGGCUGUGGGCAUGGCUAUCUACAACGUUGCUGUGCUAUGUCUGAUCACAGCCCCCGUCACCAUGAUCCUGUCUUCUCAGCAGGAUGCCGCCUUUGCCUUCACCUCCCUGGCCAUUGUCUUCUCAGUCUACAUCACCCUGGUGGUUCUGUUUGUUCCCAAGAUGCGACGUCUGAUCACUCGAGGUGAGUGGCAGUCAGACGCCCAAGAGACCAUGAAGACUGGCUCGUCAAUGAACAACAACGAUGAAGAGAAAUCCCGACAGUUGGAGAGAGAGAACCAGGAGCUCCAGAAGAUCAUUCAAGAAAAAGAAGAACGUGUAUCCGAGCUGAGGAACCAGCUCUCUGAGCGACAAGCCCUACGGUCAAGAAGAAGACCAUCCACUGUCACCAAUCAAAACCACAGCACCCCUGCACUCACCAUCCCCCAGACCAACCCAAGAACUCUGGCUCAUCCGCCAGGUUACCCUGCACCCACUCCUGAUCUGCAUGCGGUUCCUCCGUCUUUUGGCAACUCAUCCAGCCUAUAUCAGCCUGACAACAAAAUUGGCCGCAAUAACUGUCAUACCAGCCGGCUGCAGAUGCUCUACAAGUGAAGUGAACUGAGGGAAUGACUUCAAGCAUGAGCGCUUUUAUGACAUUCAUUCUUGUGGAUGGACAGAAUAAGGUAUGACACUUUUAAAAGAUUAAGUGAAUGAAUUUGGAGGGACAGUAGACAUUAAAAAGAGAUGUACAUGCAUUUGUUACAAUUUUGCAUCCGACAUAUGCUAAUGACGUGGAAAAAAUUACUCAAAUUUGACCGUUUGCUGAGUUUACCUUUCUAAAAGGGCCCCUGUAUAACUGACAACAUUGGCACUUAUAUCAUAAAUCAGUUAGUAUGUCUACAGGUAAAAAUCCCCCCAAAAUGGACGAAGUAGUGUUACAUUAGUGCUCUCGAAGCGGUAUUGAUUUAUAUGAUCAGCAGUUGUAAAUUUAAGUCCAAAUGUUCAAAAACAUGAAUUGAGUGCAGCAAUGGAAUGCACAGAAUAGCACAGGAGAAACUGUGCAUGAAAAAAGGUAAGCUUAACAGAGAGCAUACAACAAAAGAAAAUACCCCCGUGUUAUCAACCGUCCUCCUAGCGGUCCUUUAAUCCACAAACCAAUAUCAAUCCACUCAAAAACUGAAAAAUGUAGGUAAUGUAAUAAUCCAUAAAGUUGCUUUGAAGCAAGGUAGCAUCCGCUGUGACUGACUGGUCUCUGGUUGCUGUCUGACGUCAAUCCAUUGCGCCGCGUUUGCGUGUCUUUAAACACAUUUUACUUAAAUGUGUUUAAGUUUGGUCUGUCUCGUAACUAUAAACUGGACGACCGAGCUUUAUGAUUGCUCGCAGUCUUUUUAUUUUUAUAACACACACAUACAUCGGUACCUGCCAACACUCAGUAUGGCUUCCGGUCCGUCACUCAAAUACGUGCAACAUAAACACAAACAACAAUUCCUAUUGUUAUAAAGUUCACACCCACAUAACAUGAUGUGGAAGAUCUCUUCCCUCCGGGUUCCUUGGACCACCAAUGAGGGCCAUGACUGGAGCAGUUUUGUCACUUUGUUUAUUAUUUCAAUAAACCUCAGAGCAAGUCGCGUCGCUUUUCAGUUCUACCUCUUCCAACUGCUCGCUCUUCCGGCUACCUUUCAGCCGUCCCCGGCGUCGUCUGCGUCUCGCUCUUUGUCGCGUUCGCUCGUCAGGCACCACUGGCUCUCCAACUCCUUCUGCCCCUCCUGCAUUUCCUGCUGCCUCAUCUAUCAAAAUACCGUUAUUGAUGUCACCACAUGACCAUUGCUGGAGAAUUGCUAUCCAGAAACACAUUUACGCACCACUGGCCUUUGAUUCACCUCAACAGUGUAUAAAAUGGGUUAUUUUCUGGGGCAUUUAAAAAUCAAUAAACCCGCAUCAGCGAUUAAAACAUAUCUUAUGUGGUACUGUCCAAAUUGAAAUUACAAAAAACAUAUUAACGAUGAAACAAAUAAAGAAAUAAAAUAUUUGAACUCGCAAUUUUUAGAACCCAUUCGACACUGUAUAAGCCAGUGGUACACCUCGUUGAUCCGGGCAUUUUCCCAUUUCAUCGGCGGGUUAGCUAAGCUAGAUUCCAGGGUUUGCCUACCUUGUCUCACAGGAUAUAGUUUCUCUUUAAAUAUCCUUCUUGAAAUUGGCCUUGCAAAUAUAUAUCUGCCACCUAAUCAAUGUUGUGUUCUCCUUCUUUGUGGGUUAAAAAAGUGAGUCUGUGAAAUUGAUGCUAGCCCGGUAUGGCUCCGACACAACACUUCCUGCUUCCUUCUAAAUUGCAACUUGUCAUUGGAUGCUCACUUUGGAAUGCCAAGGGAGUAUCUAAUCAAAGUCUCUUUAAGAUGAGGCUAGCUAGAAGGCCUUACUCACUACAACUCGUGAUCUGAUUGUCUAUUGCAAUUAUCUAUCAACUGUAUGUGUCCGUUCACUGAUGAGGUGGCAACUUGUCCAGGUGCAUAAUAUGACAUGAAGAGAAUAUGAUCAGGGCUUCACGGUGGUAGAGGGGUUAGUGCGUCUGCUUCACAAUACGAAAGUCCUGGGUAGUCAGGGUUCAAUCCCGGGCUCGAGAUCUUUCUGUGUGGAGUUUGCAUGUCCUCCCCCUGACUGCGUGGGUUCCCUCCGGGUACUCCGGCUUCCUCCCACUUCCAAAUACAUGCACCUGGGGAUAGGUUGAUUGGCAACACUAAAUUGGCCCUAGUGUGUGAAUGUGAGUGUGAAUGUUGUCUGUCUAUCUGUGUUGGCCCUGCGAUGAGGUGGCAACUUGUCCAGGGUGUACACCGCCUUCCGCCCGAUUGUAGCUGAGAUAGGCACUUAUUAAUUAGACACAAAAGCUUUUUGAGGCACCUACCGCUCAGAUGUUUCAUCAUGCUAUUUGUUACUUCAUCAAUUCUCAGGGCAGUUUGUUUUGUCUUGUUCAUUGCAUAUUUCAAUUCCUCUAAUGCAAAAGGAGCAUUAUCGGGUCCAUCAAAAGCCGGCAUUGUUUAUCUUGCUCAUUCAAAUGAUCAGAACUGUGAACCUUGACCUAAAAGUCUCUGUCAACAAUUCUAGCCUUUCAUUUAUCAUUCUCUGCAGUCACUCUUCCGUAACUGAGAAAAGGAAGGACCCAAUUUCUCUUAUCCCUACCCAUCUUUUUUAAUAACACCCCAUACUUGUGUAAUAUUAAUUUUGCUCUCAAUAGAAUCACAAUAUCUUCUCCAAUAUUCCCUUUUACUCGUUUUUCCGUUCGCCUGACCACAGCCUGAGUUGGCUUGUACUGAUUCAGAUGCUAAAAAAUUGUGUCCUUUUAACCAAUUUAAAUGCUUUGUUCCUACUUGUAGAGGAUGUCGUAGUGGUUUGUGUUGUGGUUUGUGCAGACCUUUGAGACACUAGUGAUUUAGGGCUAUAUAAGUAAACAUUGAUUGUUUGAUUGAUGUAGUAGCUACUCUGCCGGCCUCCUUUUUACCACGGUACAUCGUUUUUUUACAAAACCAGUGAAGUUGGCACUUUGUGUAAAUCGUAAAUAAAAAUUUGCAAAUCCUUUUCAACUUAAAUUCAAUUGAAUAUUCUGCACAGACACGAUACUUAACAUUCGAACCCAUGAUUGGGUAUAAAAGCAGCUUCCAUGAAAUGCUCAGUCAUUCACAAGCAAGGAUGGGGCGAGGGUCCCCACUUUGUGAACAAAUGCGUGAGCAAAUUGUCCAACAGUUUAAGAACAACAUUUCUCAACGAGCUAUUGCAAGAAAUUUAGGGAUUUCACCAUCUACGGUCUGUAAUAUCAUCAAAAGGUUCAGAGAAUCUGGAGAAAUCACUGCACGCAAGCGGCAAGGUUGAAAACCAACAUUCGAUUGCUCAGGCGGUACUGCAUCAAAAAGCUACAUCAGUGUGUAAAGGAUACCACCACAUGGUCUCAGGGACACUUCAGAAAACCACUGUCUGUAAUUACAGUUCAUCCCGACAUCUGUAAGUGCAAGUUAAAUCUCUGCCAUGCAAAGCCACACCCAGAAACACCGCUGGCUUUGCUGGGCCUGAGCUCAUUUGAGAUGGACUGAUGCAAAGUGGAAAAGUGUUCUGUGGUCUGACAAGUUCACAUUUAAAUUUUUGGGGGGGUACUGGGCGUUGUGUCUUCCUGACCAAAGAGGAAAAGAACCAUCCGGACUAUUCUAGGCGCAAAGUUCAAAAGCCAACAUCUGUGAUGGUAUGGUGGUGUAUUAGUGCCCAAAGCAUGGGUAACUUAAACAUUUGUGACGACACCAUUAAUGCUGAAAGGUACAUACAGGUUUUGGUGCAACAAAUGUUGCCAUCCAAGCUAUAUCUUUUUCAUGGACGCCUCUGCUUAUUUCAGAAAGACAAUGCCAAGCCAUAUUCUGCAUGUGUCACAACAGCAUGGCUUUGUAGUAAAAGAGUGCGGGUACUAGACUGUCCUGCAUGUAGUCCAGCCCUGUCUCCCAUUGAAAAUGGGUGGUGCAUUGUUAAUACCAGAACGGAGAGCCCGGAUUGUUGAACAACUUAAACUGUACAUCAAGCAAGAAUGAAACUUUUUCCCUUAAAAGCUUAAAAAAAUGGUCUCCUCAGUUCCCAAACGUAAUCUGAGUGUUGUUAAAAUUAAAGGCCAUGUUACACAGUGGUAAAAAUGCUCCUGUUCCAACUUUUUCGCAAAGUGUUGCUGCCCUUAAAUUUAUAGUUAAGGAUUAUUUGCAAAAAAAAAAGUUUGAACAAUAAAUAUAUUGUCUUUGCAGUCUAUUCAAUAGAAUAUAAGGUGAAAAGGAUUUGCAACUCAUUGUAUUCUAUUUGCACAACAUCCCAACUUCACUGGUUUUGGGUUUUGUACUGUACUUGUCUUACUCUUCGGAAUAGCUACUAUAGCGGCUAGCGGAAUACCAUGUUUUAUUUUACAAUCAAUCUCUACUAUUGAAAUGACAUUUCACUAACCUCUACAAACGUUUCCCAGUUUGCUUCUCCAAAUUACUAUCUCCUUCUACCACUUUCACCAAUUUUGGGCAUAGUGAUAUGUAAUUUACACCAAACUGAAUAAUUGUUCAUUUUCAAUGGUCCUUCCUUUUCCCACUGACCAAUCACAGCUUGCUGCGAUACUACUUGACCCCAAAGUAAGAUCAAACACUGGAUAUUAACCUGAAUUAACAUUUAUCCUUGUAGGACUACCAUCAUUCAAACAAACAAGACACUUCUCAUUCAUCAAUUCCUCAAUCGUAAUUCCAGAUUAGUGAUUUAGAAGCGGCCUUGUGGAGGGAUGUUAGCCACAAGCUCGCUGGCGAGGACGGUAAAUCGCAUUGAGGAUGCGUUCGUUCGCUUGUCAAAUUUGCAGGACGCAGCUAGAAUGUGUCAACAACAUGCACUAUGACCAUAGUUUAAAAGCUCUAUGUGGGGCUUGUGUAAAUGACCUAAUUGCGAUUUUCAUUUUUUUCAUUUUUCUUUUUUUUGGGGAAUUUCCUUAAUCACAUCCCUGAGGUCCGUACCGAACCGUGAUUAAAAUGUACAGUUACACUCCAUUAUUGAGUGUUAGAAAACGAUCAAAGGCUUCACAGUACUGCCAGCAGUCAAGACAAUAACAUUAAUAUUAGUUAAGACAAUCGUUUUUUGGGUGACCGAACUUGUCACUUUUAGCUUGAGGCAUGUCAGCUGACAAUACUGUAAAAAGAUGAUUCAAUGUUUUCAGCCCUCAUCAGCUGAUUACUAUGUAAUUCCCAUCCAUGCUUUUGGUUCAUUGGAAUCCUUUGUAGUUAAUCUUUUUCCCGUGUGUCUAGUGACUCCACCUCUUUAACAUCAGGAUAUGAAUUUGGCUUUGUCGUUAUAUAUUUACCACAAUGGUCGAAAAGUAGAUUACAGGAGAACGUGGAGUCAACAACAACAAAUUGUUUAGUAUUACCACUUUAAACAUUUCCCCAUUUUUAUCACUCAUGUAAAAUUUAAAUCCAUUAACUGACUCUGGUUGCAUACACAACCAAGUAAAACCUAUGCAAAGUCCUAUGCAAGAAGAUACAACCAAACAGAACUAUCUAUUUGAUAAAGCAACGCACAAGUGUAGUCUGCCUUAGUACGAUGCAGGCUGAGACUUCAUUAAGCAGAUGGAUCAGUUUCUCCUCGCUCUGCAGCGUAAUUACAUUAAUGCUUUAGUGUUGCAUCCAAAAUUGUCUGCUCUGCCUCGUGCUUUAUUUUUGUGUGUAAAAAAACAGCACAGUGUACUUUUUAAAUGGAUUGCUUAACUGCACAAAAUGAAUGACAAAAAAAAACACUCAAAAUGCACUUUUGACAUCAUACUUGUAUUGGUAUGCAGAGACCAUAAGCACAAUAUUUGCACGGUAAACCGCAUUUGCCAUCCCUCCUGAUUUUUCCGGGAGACUCCCAAAUUUCCGUGCCCCUCCCGAAAAUCUCAAGGGGCAAUAAUUCUCCUGAAUUUCUCCCGAUUUCCACCCGGACAACAAUAUUGGCGGCGUGCCUUAAAGGGACUGCCUUUAGCAUCAUCUACAACCUGUCGUCACGUCCGCUUUUCGUCCAUACAAACAGAGGGUCGGCCCAGUCACAUAAGAGAUGCAGCUUUUACGCACACACAAGCGAAUGCAAAGCAUACUUGAUCAACAGCCAUACAGGUCACACUGAGGGUGGCCGCAUAAACAACUUUAACACUGUUACAAAUAUGCGCCACACUGUGAACCCACCCCAAACAAGAAUGACAAACACAUUUCGGAAGAACAUCCGCACCGUAACACAACAUAAAUACAACAGAACAAAAACCCAGAACCCCUUGCAUCACUAACUCUUCCGGGACGCUACAAUAUAAACCCCCGCUACCACCAAAUCCCACCCACCUCAACCCCCCGACACCCCAACCCCCCAUCUCCUGAAUUCGGAGGUCUCAAGAUUGGCAAGUAUGCGGUAAACAAGGCAUAAAGUGUUUAUAAUUCUAAAAUACAGGGUCUCGAAAAGAAGGAACAAGCACUGUAACGAAAGGAAAAGGUCACUACCAACUCUUAACAAUACUAACUGAAAAACGAAACAACAUGAAACUGAAAAAAUACGAAAAGAUUGCCACUGUAAGUUAAUAAUACUAACACAGACACUUGUAAACGUGUUAGCAUAUUUGCUAAUGCUACAAUGCUAGCUUUGAUACAUUACAGUACUUCGCUCGGGAUGGUCUCCUGCUGGCCCCACUAUGGACUGGACUCUCAAUAUUAUGUUAGAUCCACUACGGGGGGGUUUAGUGGUGGGGGGCGGGGGGGCUUACCCACAUUUGUGGUCAUCUCCAAGGUUUCUCAUAGUCAUUCUCAUCGACGUCCCACUGGGUUGUGAGUUUUUCCUUGCCCUUAUGUGGGUGCUGAUCCACGGAUGUCGUCGUGGCUUGUGCAGCACUUUGAGACACUUGUGAUUUAGGGUUAUAUAAAUAAACAUUGAUUGAUUGAUUGAUACUAAAAAGGGGAUGGCUUGCUUACAAAAAUUGCUAAGCUAUCGUAUUUACUGGGCUAUAAAGCGCACCAGUAUUUAAGCCACAUCGAUCAAAUUUUAGGAGAAGCAAAUAUAUGUACCGUAUUUUUCGGAGUAUAAGUCGCACCGGAGUAUAAGUCGCACCUGCCGAAAAUGCAUAAAAAAGAAGGAAAAAAACAUAUAUACGUCGCAAUGGAGUAUAAGUCACAUUUCUGUGGGAAAUUUAUUAGUUAAAAUCCAACAAAAACAGACCUUUGAAAAGCAAUUUAAAAUAAAUAAAGAAUAGUGAACAACAGGCUGUUAUAUGACACAUAAAUAACCAACUAGAAGGUGCCUGGUAUGUUAACGUAACAUAUUAUGGUAAGAGUCAUUCAAAUAACUAUAACAUAAAGAACAUGUAUACGUUUACCAAACAAUCUGUCACUCCUGAUCACUAAAUCCCAUGAAAUCUUCUUUUUCGGUGUCGUUUCUAAACAAUUCUGCCAACUCCAAAGGAAGACAAUGCGCCGCUUCCUCUGGUACGUCGCUUACAUCACAGUCACCGUCAGGUGCAGUUCCAAUUAUUACAGCCUUUCUGAAUCCGGACAGGAUGGUUUUGGUUGUCACUGAAGCCCACGCUUUGUCGAUCCAUCCGAUGACAUCCAGAAAAGUUGCAUGCCGCAUUCUCCCGGUUGCCGUGAAGCUGUGCUCUCCUUCCAUCAUCCACUGCUCCCACAGGCUGCGCAGGACUGCCUUAAAGCUCCUAUUCACGGAGAUGUCAAGUGGCUGGAGUAUUUUGGUUAAGCCUCCGGGGAUGAUGGCAGGUAUGGAGUUUACUCCAAACUUUCUUUUUGCUGGUCGAUUGCCGUUUCCUGCUGCGUAUUUCACUACUUCCAGCUUGUAACCUGCAGUAUAUGCUUUCCUUUUCGGUGCCAUUUUUGUUCAGCCCUUUGUUUUUAUAAGUUACCGCCAAUGUACCGUUGCAGGUAGCGUCUUCUUUCCCACAAUGCACUUCUGCCAUGACCCGCCUCCGCCGAAUUUUCAUUGGUUGACGUGUGUGUGUGACGAUUGCUGACAUCCGGCCAGUCUCAUACGUGAAUGAGAUUAUAUUUGAUAUUUUACGGUAAUAUGUUAAUAAUUCACACAUAAGUCGCUCCGGAGUAUAAAUCGCACCCCUGGCCAAACUAUGAAAAAAAAAUGCGACUUAUAUUCCGAAAAAUACGGUACAUAUUUUAGCUGCACCGGACUAUAUGCCGCAGAUUGGUACCUUAAAGGGGAACAUUAUCACAAUUUCAAAAGGGUUAAAAACAAUAAAAAUCAGUUCCCAGUGGCUUGUUGUAUUUUUUGAAGUUUUUUUCAAAAUUUUACCUGUCCCUGAAUAUCCCCAAAAAAAGCUUUAAAGUGCUUGAUUUUCGCUAUUUGCGAUGCGACCAUCCAUUUCCCUGUGACGUCAUACAGUGCUGCCAGUGUAAACAAAUAAUCGCAGAUACCACAGCAAGAUAUAGCGACAUUAGCCCGGAUUAAGACUCGGAUUUCAGUGGUUUAAGCAAUUCAACAGAUUACGCAUGUAUUUACGCAACGUUUUGAAGAAGAAACUGAAGCUAUUGAGCGAAUAGCUAUUGACGCUAUUCAUAGCCAUAGCAUGGCCGAAUAGCUGCGUUAGCAUCGCCGGUAAAAUGUGCGGACCAAAUGAUCAGGACUUUCGCAUCACUUGACCACCGUGGAGCAACUUAUAUCCGUCGAUUGGAAAGUGUUUUUUCGCAUUAAAUGUGGGUGGAAGGAAACGUAAUAUAGUUGCAAAUGCAUCUGCAGGUUAUCCAUACAUUUCUGUGCCAUGUCUGCUUUAGCACCGCCGGUAAAUAGCAUGUUAGCAUCGAUUAGCGUAGCAUGUUAGCAUCGAUUAUCUGGCAGUCAACAUCAACAAAACUCACCUUCGUGAUUUCGUUGACUUUAUCGUUGCAAAUGCAUCUGCAGGUUAUCCAUACAUCUCUGUGCCAUGUCUGCUUUAGCACCGCCGGUAAAUAGCAUGUUAGCGUCGAUUAGCGUAGCAUGUUAGCGUCGAUUAGCGUAGCAUGUUAGCAUCUAUUAGCUGGCAGUCACGCCGCAACCAAAUAUGUCUGAUUAGCACAUAAGUCAACAUCAACAAAAUUCACCUUUGUGAUUUCGUUGACUUUAUCGUUGCAAAUGCAUCUGCAGGUUAUCCAUACAUCUCUGUGCCAUGUUUGUCAUCGCCGGUAAAAUGUGGAGACACUCUGGUACAUUCAAUGGGGGACUGGCGGCAGACACUUUCGAAUCUUCGGGCCAGUGGUGCAACUUGAAUCCCUCCCGGUUAGUGUUGUUACACCCUCCAACAACACACCGACGAGGCAUGAUGUCUCCAAGAUUCCAAAAAAUAGUCGAAAAAACGGAUAAUAACAGAGCUGAGACCUGGUGUUUGUAAUGUGUUGAAAAUGAAAAUGGCGGCUGUAUUACCUCGGAGACGUCCCGUUCUGACGUCAUCACCACAUGAACGAUAAACAGAAAGGUGUUUAAUUCGCCAAAAUUCAGCUAUUUAGAGUUCGGAAAUCGGUUAAAAAUAUAUAUGGUCUUUUUUAUGCACCAUCAAGGUAUAUAUUGACGCUUACAUAAGUCUGGUGAUAAUGUUCCCCUUUAAUUGUUUCCAAACAGUCCUGGUGCCACGGAAGUAAAACGGCCGAUCAAAAAAACCAAAAGUCAUGGUCAUGGAGCCACUAUCUGCGGGAGCUAGCUCCCCAAUCAGCUAAACAGACUCAAAAACUACACAAUGACGUUUUGGUGAACUUUACCAAACUGAAAAAAUACAAAAAGAAUGCCACUGUAAGUUAAUAAUACUAACACAAACACCUGUGAACGUGUUAGUAUAUUCGCUAAUGCUAACGAUGCUAGCUUGAUUACAUUACAAUAGCACUUACAAAAUGUAUGAAAACAUGGGGGUGGUUUAAGUGAGCAUGGACUGUUUUUGUUGUACUGUAAAACUUACAAACGUUGCUUGGAGUGAUGAAUGAAGAAUCAGAUUAGCUAUGAAUGGUUAUACUUCCGGUUCAAGACACGAAACAGGAAGUACAUGUUCAACCUCCGGUGAUCGAACUCGUGCAGAAGAUGGCGCCAUAGCACCAACAAUAACACACUUUUUCAGUGUCUCUAUCAGUGGUAUUUAAAAACAAUUUGUUGAACACAUAACAUUAUGGCCGUUUUCAAAGAAAAAUCCAUAAAUUGGAACACAGAGGAAAAAAUAUUAUGGGAUUGAACAGAUUUGUGUGAACACAGAAAUCUUUGGUUGCUCGUUUCCAUUAAGUUAUUGUUGAUUGACCACUUCCUCUUUGUCCUUUUAACAUUAAAAAAAAAAACUAGAAUAUUUACUACGUACACAAAAACAGCAGAAAUUGGCAGGUUUGUAACUUCAGUCGGGAUGUUGGUAGACAGAAGCCAUAUCCAGGAGGAAGAGUUGGCAAGUCCGAGCAUGCGGCUGAGAAACAGGCGUGUCCCAGCAUGCAUUGUUGUCAUUACAAUUAUCCCUUUUGGCGGUUGGUUGGUGUCAGUUUAUUUCGAACUUGCAUAAAAUUAGAAUGUAUUUCAUCACGUUUCCAGUUAUUUCAUUACAGCACGUCCGAAAAUGAGUAGGCAAGAAGCAAAUCAUGUCAAUACACCAUCGUUAUUGUCUUCUUUUGCACAGGCAAAGUUCAAUAGUUAAAAUGGUGUCGUUUUUAGUUGUGUAUAAUUAAAUGAUUGCUACUUUUGUUGGUAAUCUGACACCCUUUAUGAAAUGGUUAAUGCAGCGCAUCCUUUUGAAACCAUUGUUGGCUCAAUCAUUAUUUGCAUUACCUAAGAUGUAUACGUGUUUGUGAUGCCGCAGUAAGUUUUGUUUUUAGUUUACUGAAGGUAUGUUGAUUUUCACUCAGUCUCGCGGGUCAGAUAAAAUACUUGCGGGCCAGAGGUUUGACACCUGUAAUCUAGAAAAAGUAAAGAUCGUAACAAGUUUUUGUAAGUCUACAUAUUAUUAUUAUUACUGUUACCUGAGUGGAGCAAUGAUGGAGUCGUUCUGUUUGAGCAAACGAGUUGAAGCUUCGAUGGAGACUCUCCAGAAAUUAAACCCAGUGAGCAAUGGGACGGCCUGCUACGAGUCCGACAGGGGGGCUCUGGUCCAGAUGGGUGCCGUAUCCCCCGCAUCCCUGAAUUUACCCCAGUGAUAAAUAAAGUACUUUCUAUUCUAUGCUAUUUCGGAGUAUAUUCUCAACCCACCUGCUGUCCCAACUGCGUGGUUGAAAGUUAAAACACGUUCCUCUGAAUGGACCCAUCGGAUAGUCUAUUCUCAGGCACUCCUGAAGUUAACAUAGACUUGGGACACAAUGGCUAGCUACCUGGCAUCUUUUUGAUCUCAUGGUCAGAUCAGAGAUGUGAGAAGACAUAUUCCGUAGGUAGGCAAUGUGUGAUUUAUGUACUUUGUCACAACAGUAGAGAAUUCAUAAUGCCACUUUCCCUACAUUUUGUACAUUCUACCAGAGACAAUUCUUUCUUGCCAUUUAAUAGAAUUUGCAAAUAGUACCCUGACCACUGCUGAAAAGUGGGAUGAUGCAGGUGGGAUAUUUUGAUACCCUUCAACAAUGUAUCACAGCAUACUGAACCAUACUGGGUGUUGCAAAUGUGUUGGAAUUUGAAAGCAAUUCUUCAGGCUUUCGGGGUGAUUCGACUGUAAAUGGCGCUUCAAGUUUGUUGUGUUUUUCCUAGUAAUCCUCGCGCUGCAUUUCUUACACUGCGUCUUAUCUUUGACGUCAAAUAUAAAAUUUCCCCAUAUGUCCUCUCUCCUCUUCCUCCCCGGCGUUGACAUGUUGUCUUCUGCAGCGCAUUCCCUGGUCAGUCUCAAACGCAAACUACGUUUACGUAACUUCCUUACCACGUCGCUCUGAUUGGUUCUCUUCCCAACUCCUCCCGCCUUUUCCUAACGAAAUGAGUUCCGAAUCGAUCUCGUCUCUGGCAGACAUUUUCGUCUCGUUUUUAUUCGUUGAUGAAUAUGUCAAUACACCUCGUCAUCGUCUUAGUCCACGUAAAUUAUUUUCUAUUUAGUUAUUGUCUCGUUUUAGUCAGAAAAAAAAGGUCGUUGACGAUAACUAUGACGAAAAUUUUUCGUCAACAAAAUUAACACUGCUAAUGUGUAUAUACUGUAUGUGCAUUGCUCAAAGUUUUUUUCCUGGUCUCAGGGACAUGCUUCUCCCCCAUGUUUACCCUUUCUCUCCCUUUUUUUACAAAGGGUGCCCUUAUGUCUACUUCUAACUGUAUAUCUGAUCUUGGAUGGGUUUGUAAUAGGGCUGGGCAAUAUGGCCUUUUUUUAAUAUCUCGAUAUUUUUAGGCCAUAUCGCGAUACACAAUAUAUAUCUCGAUAUUUUGCCUUAGCCGUGAAUGAACACUUGAUGCAUAUAAUCACAGCAGUAUGAUGAUUCAAUGUGUCGACAUUAAAAUAUUCUUGUUCAUACUGCAUUAAUAUAUGCUCAUUUUAAACUUUCAUGCAGAGAGGGAAAUCACAACUAAGUCAAAUUGACCAAAACUGUAUUUAUUAAACAGUUAAUAAGCAGUGGCACAAACAUUCAUGUCAUUUUAAAACAGAAAGUGCAAGAUUGUAAGAGACAUUUUAAAACAAGCAAUUAGUGCACUUUUGUGCAUGAUGUCAUUAAGAUGACAUAUCAAAACAACACUUGAUUAAAGUGCAUUUUUUUGUACAGAACGCCACUAUAAUAGUUUAAAACUAAUAAAGUGCACUUUUGUGCAUGAUGUCACUAAGAUGACAUAUCAAAACAACACUAAAUUAAAGUGUUUUUUGUACAGAACGCCACUAAAAUAGUUAAAAACAAACAAAAUAUACUUUUGUCCAUGAUGUCACACAAGAUAUUUCAAUAAGUGUCACAUAAGAAAGAGCUGCAUAUCAAAUAGUAUAUGUAUAACGGUGUUGAUGUGGAAAUAGUUGCUUCGGCAUUUUGUGGGUGUGGCACCGAACGGAGAUGUUGACGUGCAAAGUUUGAAGCACGUCUUAUUCUCUAGCGGGUGACUUUUCAAAUGAUGCUACAAAUUAGCAGUGCUGCUACUUUUUGUAGCAACACUUCUGCCGUAUAAAUGUUCCUAACAUAUUCCCACUUGAAGCCAAACGACUGCCAGACAAUGGACACUGCUGUUUUUCUUGGAAAUGAAUUAUUCCUCCAUGUUUUACCAGAUUCGCACCUUCUUUCUCUCGUAUUACCACUUGCAACACAUCGUUAGCAUCACAGCUAAUAUUACCCAUGUCGCUACCUCUCAGCUCGUGGAGGGCGUGUGACGUUGCACGCGUGACGUAUGUGAGAAGGUGCGCUUGUUUUAAGUCUCUUUGAGAAGGAGAGACAAGAAAGAGGGAGAAACGCAUGCAGUUUAAUACCCGCAGCUAAAAGCAACUGCGUGAGAACGUAUACUCGAUUAUCACGAUAUAGUCAUUUUCUAUAUCGCACAGAGACGAACCCGCGAUAUAUCGAGUAUAUCGAUAUAUCGCCCAGCCCUAGUUUGUACUCAAAAUGUAAUUUUGUUGUACUUUUAAAGUGCAAUGACAAUGAAUACAGUAAAUAUACUUCAUUCUCUGCCCCCUAUGACAUCCAGUGGUUACUAGGCAGAACAAUUAUUGUCAAAUGUAAAACCUCAGCAAACGGUCAUAUGAAAACCUUCUUGCCAAGCAUUUAUCAUACCCGUACCUUUCCAUAAUGUCAUCAGAUGGUGCUAUGUACUGUCUUAGUCUGUUACACGAUAACUGGGUGACAUUAAAAAUGUUUUGGUUUCCAGGUUUUUUUUUUUUUUUACACCAUUACUGGUCUCUGUUGAAAGAGACUGCAGAGUCAUAGUACAUAGUAUUGUGGAAUGUGUUUGUAUGUGGUCUGAGAGCAACAGUUCUCAUCUCAUCCAUCAGUAUAUCAGGUUAUCUGAACCGAGACCUGAAAGAACCAAAUUCAAGGCAUAAUGAGUGACCUGAGAAUGCAGGCAUGUAUGUGGCGUGAGACAGGGCCAUGUCCGCACACACACAGAUCCUGGGAUUGCAAAAGGGUGUAAAAUGUCCGAUUGAAAAGACUCUCGAAACAUUCAGAUCCGUAGCUAUUCAUGAGAAUUGGCGACUGGUAUUUGGACAAACUCAAUGACCAGCACCGUGUCUCAUAUUUGGAAGUCCUAAAGGCAACUUAAAACAUUGAAAAGUAGGCAAGGCAAGUUUAUUCAUAGAGCAAUUCAAAGUGCUGUACAGAAAAUUACAAAAGGGCAAACUAUUAUAGUAAGCAUACUUGCAAUUACAAACAUUAAAUAAAAUGAUCAUACAACUAUUAUAAUUCAAAUUCAAAUGAAAUAAGUGUAGAUAAAAUACUUUCAGUUGUCUUAUGUACAAUUGAAUGAAAGUACUUUCAGCCUAGAUUUGAACAUUGCUAACGUUGAAGCCUUUCUCACAUCUUUAAGAAGACUAUUUCAGAUUCAAGGAGCAUAAAACCGAAUGCUUGGUCCUAACUCCGGGCACCAGCAGGAGACCACUCGCUGAGGUUCUCGGAGCCCGAGAUGGUUCAUAUAGCUCUAACAUGUCAGAGAUGUACUUUGGCACAAGCUCAUGAAAAGGCUUGUACACAAGAACAGUUCUCCCGUCCAAAGGCAAAACCUAGUAACUCGCUUCUAGCUGAUUGUGAGAAAACAAAGGAAAACCAAUCUAUCUUGAUGCUGUCUUACAAAGAUCUCGAAAGUCAUCAAACGUAUAGAUGUUUUCUUGAGCUUUCAUUUUCUUGCCGAUUGAGCCAUGGAUUGAAUCUGCUCUCAUGAACGUGUGCCCUUUCUCCAAAUAUUUUAUUACAAUCUCGGGUGGGCCCCAUUCUGCGUUUGCACAUUGGGCAAGAGCCAUGUACAGCAUCCAGUUUUUAUUUUGACCUCCACAGUUAUCUGCCCAAAAGAGUAUGCGGGGGGGAAGAAUCAAGAACAAUACAUUUAAUGAAGGUGCUUGCAACGUCCUGGGCCAAUCUUCCAAAUAUCCCCUCGUGCCAUAAUAUCACAUAAUCAGGUUGACCGUCGGCCCCCAUUCGUGCAAAUGUCUCAUUAAAGACAAUAAGGUGACUGACAAAGAAGCUCCGAUUGGUCCCUUGAGAUACUAGGUUUUUCUGUUGUAUCUACGCGGUUAUGUGGUAGUUGCUAGGUCCUGCCAUGCGCGUAACAGCUUACUUACGGAACACCUAGCAUAUCACCUAGGAACUCCAAAAUUAUUAUCAGCUCAGUUUUGACCAAAAAUGAGUUACUGGGUUUUGCCUUUGGACGGGAGAGUUGUUUUACAGUCUAUUCUCUUAGCAACAGGAAGAUGGUGCAGUGACCGAAGCACUGGACUAAUAUGGCUAAAUUUCCUUGUCCUAAUCAGGACUUGAGCAGCAGCAUUUUGCAUGUACUGCAGCUGCUUUACAGUAGUGAGGCAUCAGCUUAAGUAUGCAGGAUUUUAAAAGUGAUCCGUCUACAUGCGUGUGUGAACAGAGCACAGUAUAUGCAGGGGAUGUGGGCUCUGUAAACCAGGUGAUGUGUGUAAGAAACUGGGGAAACACUUUGCCAAGUAAGAAGAGAUUUGGUUUUCCUUGAAAUAAACAAAACUGCACUUUAGUUAAUGUUCCAGUUCAUUCUCGUUAAUUGAUGUCAAGAUAAAUGUUAACAUAAAAAGCUGUAAACUGUUAAAUGUAACUAGGGGUGUUCCGAUACAACUUUUUCACUUUGAUACGUUGCUGAUAUUGAGUAUUACCUGACCUUUUUUUAUUAUUAUUAUUUUGUAGUGUGGAAUGUUAGAAAAGGCUCGACCAAGUGAAAUGACUCAGAACACUGGAAGGUAUGAAAAACAUUAACCUAUUUACAAACCCCGUUUACAUAUGAGUUGGGAAAUUGUGUUAGAUGUAAAUAUAAACUGAAUACAAUGAUUUGCAAAUCCUUUUCAACCCAUAUUCAGUUGAAUGCACUACAAAGACAAGAUAUAUGAUGUUCAAAAUCAUAAACUUUAUUUUUUUUGUUGCAAAUAAUAAUUAACUUAAAAUUUCAUGGCUGCAACAUGUGCCAAAGUAGUUGGGAAAGGGCAUGUUUACAACUGUGUUACAUCACCUUUUCUUUUAACAACACUCAAUAAAUGUUUGGGAAGCUUUAAAAGUGGAAUUCUUUCGCAUUCUUGUUUUAUGUAGCGCUUCAGUCGUUCAACAGUCCGGGGUCUCCGCUGUUGUAUUCUACGCUUCAUAAUGCGCCACACAUUUUCCGUGGGAGACAAGUCUGGACUGCAGGCGGGCCAGGAAAGAGCCCGCACUCUUUUUUUUACGAAGCUUGGAAAAUGUCUUGCUGAAAUAAGCUGAAAUAAGUCCAUGAAAAAGACGGCGCUUAGAGGGUAGCAUAUGUUGUUCCAAAACCUGUAUGUACCUUUCAGCAUUAAUGGUCCCUUUACAGAUAUGUAAGUUACCCAUGCCUUGGGCACUAAUGCACCCCCACACCAUCACAGAUGCUGGCUUUUGAACGUUGCGUCGAUAACAGUCUGGAUGGUUCGCUACCUCUUUGGUCCGGAUGACACGAUGUCGAAUAUUUCCAAAAACAAUUUGAAAUGUGGACUCGUCAGACCACAGAACACUUUUCCACUUAGCGUCAGUCCAUCCUAGAUGACCUCGGGCCCAGAGAAGCCGGCGGCGUUUCUGGAUGUUGUUGAUAAAUGGCUUUUGCUUUGCAUAGUGGAGCUUUAACUUGCAUUUACAGAUGUAGUGAUGAAGUGUAUUUAGUGACAGUGGUUUUCUGAAGUGUUCCUGAGCCCAUGUGGUGAUAUCCUUUAGGGAUUGAUGUCGUUUUUUGAUACAGUGUCUUCUGAGGGAUCAAAGGUCACGGUCAUUCAAUGUUGGUUUCCGGCCAUGCCGCUUGCAUGGAGUGAUUUUUCCAGAUUCACUGAACCUUUUGAUGAUAUUAUGGACCGUAGAUCGCAAUUGCACUUUGAGAAACGUUGUUCUUAAACUGUUUGACUAUUUGCUCAGGCAGUUGUGGACAAAGGGGUGUACUUUGCCCCAUCCUUCCUUGUGAAAGACUGAGCAUUUUUUGGGAGGCUGUUUUUAUACUCAAUCAUGGCACCCACCUGUUCCCAAUUAGCCUGCACACCUGUGGGAUGUUCCAAAUAAGUGUUUGAUGAGCAUUCCUCAACUUUAUCAGUAUUUAUUGCCACCUUUCCCAACUUCUUUGUCACGUGUUGCUGGCAUCAAAUUCUAAAGUUGAUUAUUUGCACACAAAAAGAUGUUUAUCAGUUUGAACAUGAAAUAUGUUGUCUUUGUAACAUAUUCAACUGAAUAUGGGUUAAAAAAAAUGAUUUCCAAGUCAUUGUGUUCUGUUUAUAUUUACAUCUAACACAAUUUCCCAACUCAUAUGGAAACGGGGAUUGUAUAAUUAGCCGACUGGAAUGGACGUAUGCUGUCUUUAACAUUAGGGGAGCGGUAAUGGAUUUUGGCACAGUCAUGACACAGUCAGUUAAAAGAUGCGGACAGGUUGGUUACUGGAUAUUUUCUAAUACGCUUCUGCCUUGGACACUUUGUAACUUAUGUAAGAUACUUGUCCGUCUUGACAAAUGUCCUGUUUCAGACUGCAUUAUUGUUCAAUUACGGACACGUAUUGGAUUGUGUGCUAUUGUGUGCUCAGCUGUUGUGUAACUCCUAGUAGCCUAUAGCCUGCAAUGUUUACAUUUUGUAAAUGACUCCCUGAAAUACAAGAAAAGACCAACCUCUCGUGCUUAUUGGAGAACAUUUUGAUGUUAAUGCACUGCAAGACUACAUGUAUCAGAGCGCCUCUGUCAAAGAGUUUACAUGCAAGUCUAAUUGAUCCCAUACUUCUUCUUUUUUUGCUGAUAUCAGACUGAUAUCGAUAUGAAAUCGGGACACCCCUAAAUGUUAAACCUAAAAAUGAUAUUUUUAACAACAACGUCUGGUGCAGAGGAACAUGACAUGACCCUGCAAAGACCCUGUCAAACACCCCAAGUCACUCGUUUAUCUCUAUCGCCAACUUCCUGUAUGUCAAUGUAAGAAAGAAUGUGUGUCGUCUGUGUGGUCAAAAAGUGUGUUUUUGUACCUGACUAAAGUGCUAUAGUGUGAACUUCUCAUGUGCAACAUCCAACUGUUCCUAUUCAUUCUCUCUGAACAUGCAGUGUGUGGAUAUCUUUAAAUGUUCGUUUGUAACAUGCACUUCAAAUGGUGAUGAUGUGAGUAAUAUCCAUGAGAUGAUGUACUCCGAAUGAUGUAAAUACUUGACUUAUAUCAUCUGUAUUUCAUGUAUUGAAAAUAUAUUUAUAUGCUGUAAAAGCAUAAUAAAAGAAAA
Messenger RNA from Nerophis ophidion (straightnose pipefish), 21499 nucleotides. RefSeq names its product gamma-aminobutyric acid (GABA) B receptor, 1b (gene gabbr1b). The record is from RefSeq and is a predicted model, not a curated record. Gene Ontology annotation, biological process: gamma-aminobutyric acid signaling pathway; G protein-coupled receptor signaling pathway. The transcript is spliced from 24 exons. The coding region runs from base 323 to 3319 and encodes 998 amino acids. NCBI's taxonomy places the organism in Eukaryota, Metazoa, Chordata, Actinopteri, Syngnathiformes, Syngnathidae. Gene Ontology annotation, cellular component: G protein-coupled receptor heterodimeric complex; membrane. Gene Ontology annotation, molecular function: G protein-coupled GABA receptor activity.